Vigna angularis (adzuki bean) is the source of this 1476-nucleotide messenger RNA. RefSeq lists its product as uncharacterized. The coding region runs from base 1 to 1476 and encodes 491 amino acids. Gene Ontology annotation, biological process: regulation of DNA-templated transcription. Lineage: Eukaryota; Viridiplantae; Streptophyta; Magnoliopsida; Fabales; Fabaceae. The record is from RefSeq and is a predicted model, not a curated record. The transcript has 4 exons.
AUGACUUAUGAUUUAGGAUUUGUUGUGGUAAUAGUAAGAUCUGACAUAGCUACUGGUGUACGGGGAAGAAAAACGUUCGUCAUACUUGGAUGUGAAAGAGAGGGAAAAUAUAAGAAAUACAAAGCUGAUGCAGUGGCUAGUGUAUAUGGGACUCGUAAAUGUGAAUGUCCGUUUAGAUUAAAGGGUAAACCAUGUUCAGAUGGGGCCGGAUGGGUGUUGAAGGUGAUGUGUGGACAUCACAACCAUGAGUUGGCUGAAACUUUAGUUGGUCACCCUUAUGCUGGCAGGUUAAAUACGAGUGAGAAGUCAUUACUGGUUGAUAUGACAAAGAGUAAAGUUACACCUGCAAAUAUUUUAUUAACACUCAAACAAAAUAAUGAUCGAAAUGUCACAACGAUUAAACAAAUCUACAACGCAAGGCAUGCGUAUAAACGAUCAUUAAGAGGGUCCAGAACUGAACUACAACAACUUAUGAUGUUGUUGGAUCGGGAUAAGUACAUUCACUGGAGUAGGUGUGCUGAUGAUUCAGAGGUUGUUACUGACUUAUAUAGACUUCCGUUGCUUGAGAUUGUGGGUAUGACGUCUACAGGGUUAACCUUCUCAGCAACAUUUGCUUUCUUGUCUACUGAAAGGCAGAGUAAUUUCACAUGGGCUUUGGAAAAGCUGAAAGGUUUACUUUUAACAUCUAAGGGUGGUCCUAAAGUCAUUGUCACUGACCGAGACUUGGCUUUGAUGAAUGCCAUAGCAAAUGUAUUCCCUGAGUCAUAUCAGAUGUUAUGUCGGUUCCACAUCCUUAAAAAUACUUGGAUUAUUCCGUACAACACAUACUUUGUAAAGUUCUGGACGAACAAAGUAAUGCAUUUAGGGAACACAACCACAAAUAGGGCUGAAUCUGCUCAUUGGAGCCUGAAGAAAGUUCUGGGCAAUAGUAUGGGUGAUUUGUGUUCUUGUUGGGAUAAUAUUCAUAACGUCAUUAUCCUACAACACAACAAGAUUAAGGCAUCAUUUGAAAGUAGUUUGUUGCUCACGAGUGACCAUUUUAAAGGCUACAGAUAUAGAGAACUUAUUGGAUGUGUGUCUCGAUUUGCAUUGGAUCUCAUUGCUAAGGAAUUGAAAAUAGUGCAGCAGAUAGGAUUGAACUCCUCAAAGUGUGGAUGCAUAUUGAGACGUACAUUUGGUGUCCCAUGUGCAUUUGAAUUAGCACGAUAUGAUCCUAGGAUGAUCCCUAUAGGUGAAUUUCAUAUCAUGUGGCGAAGAUUGCAUUUCUCAAAUGUUGAAUUAAAUGAAACUGAGCCUCAGUUAUCCAUUAAAGAUGAGUUGAAACAAGUAGAAGAACGAUUCAAUGUGGUUGACGUUGGCGGUAAAGUCACCAUCAAGCAGAAGUUACUUGAGAUUGUUUGUCCUACAUUGACAUCAAUGGUCCCUCCAUUACAUAAAGUCAAGACAAAGGGUGCACAAAAAAGUAAAGUUAAAUGA